GCUGCUGCAAGAGCGAUGCGUGCCGAACUUCUCCAUUAUCUAUCCGCUGGGAGGUCCGGCGCUGCACGUACGCCACACAAGCGAGCGCGACACAGACAAACGGACAGUCUUGCAUGGUGCAGGGACGAUAUGGCUGCCGCUAUUGCCGCCUUCUCCCUCCUCCUGCUCGUCGCCGCCCAGGAGGCGGCCCCCGUUCUUGGCUUCACGAGGAGCGACUUCCCUGAAGAUUUCGUCUUCGGAUCUGCUACCUCGGCGUAUCAGUAUGAGGGUGCCGUUGCUGAGGAUGGCAGGAGCCCAAGCAUCUGGGACACCUUCACGCACGCAGGGAGAAUACCGGACAAAAGCAAUGGUGAUGUCGCCGCCGAUGGGUACCACAAGUACAAGGAUGAUGUCAAGCUCAUUACUGACACUGGCCUGGAGGCUUAUAGAUUCUCCAUCUCCUGGUCCAGGCUUAUACCAAAUGGAAGGGGAGCUGUCAAUCCUAAAGGGCUAGAGUACUACAACAAUCUUAUAGAUGAGCUAGUUACACGUGGUGUCCAAGUCCAUGUUAUGCUUUACCAGCUGGAUCUCCCUCAGGUUCUAGAAGACGAGUAUGGUGGAUGGUUAAGCUCCAGAAUUGUGGAGGAUUUCACAGCAUAUGCAGAUGUGUGCUUCAGGGAGUUCGGAGACAGGGUUUCGUACUGGACUACUCUGGAUGAAGCCAACAUCGAUGCAGUUGGAUCCUAUGAUACUGGACAAUUCCCACCUGGACGAUGCUCGGAUCCAUUCGGAAUAACAAAAUGUACAGUAGGAAACUCAAGUGUGGAACCAUAUAUAGUAGCUCAUAACAUGAUAUUGGCACAUGCAUCAGCUACCAGACUGUACAGAGGAAAAUAUCAAGCCGUGCAAAAAGGAGUUAUUGGCAUAAAUAUUUACUCAUUUUGGCCUUACCCGUUAACAAACUCCACCGCCGAUUUAGAAGCAACUCAAAGAUGCAAGGACUUCUAUUAUGGCUGGAUACUAGAACCGUUGGUGUUCGGAGAUUAUCCACAGGUAAUGAAGAAGAAUGUCGGUUCUCGCCUUCCAUCAUUCACAAAAGUCCAAUCUGAAGCUGUCAUGGGAGCUCUAGAUUUCAUUGGAAUAAACCACUAUUAUUCUCUUUAUGUGAAUGAUCGCCCUUUAGAAAAAGGUGCUCGCAACUUCGCAACGGACAUGUCCGCUUACUUCAGAGGUUCUAGAACCGAUCCGCCGAUUGGUCCGCAUGCCCCAACAUCUGUUCCAGUUGAUCCCAAAGGAUUGCAAUAUGUGGUGGAGUACCUGACCGAAGCUUAUGGGGACUUUCCUAUUUACAUCCAAGAGACCGGUAUUGCAACCAGCAAUGGCAGCCUCCAUGAUACUGACAGGGUCGAUUACAUGGAGAGGCACAUAGAGAGCACACUGACUGCACUAAGGAAUGGAGCUAACGUGAAAGGCUACUUCUCCUGGUGCUUCUUGGACCUCUUCGAGUACCUGUCAGGGUUCAAGUCGCAGUACGGCCUGUACCGCGUCGACUUCGAGGACGAGGCGCUGCCAAGGCAAGCCAGGCUCUCUGCUCGCUGGUACUCCGAGUUCCUCGAGAACAAGGGGACCCGUGUAGGGAAUGAGCUCGACGUCGACGAUGCAGGAUCGCAUGCUCAACAAUGAGAUAUUAAGUUUGAUGCACUUAUUUAUCCAUUCUCAAUACACACACUGUAUAGCCUUUUGAAGAAGAAGAAAUAAAACAUAUAUUGUAUAGAUAUACAUAUCGACAGAAUAAAGUAGAGUUCUCUCUUGUGAUGUAA
Messenger RNA from Phragmites australis (common reed), 1799 nucleotides. Its product is annotated as beta-glucosidase 5-like. Lineage: Eukaryota; Viridiplantae; Streptophyta; Magnoliopsida; Poales; Poaceae. The transcript is spliced from 14 exons. The record is from RefSeq and is a predicted model, not a curated record. Gene Ontology annotation, biological process: carbohydrate metabolic process. Bases 16 to 1662 code for a protein of 548 amino acids. Gene Ontology annotation, molecular function: beta-glucosidase activity.